Anopheles nili is the source of this 3771-nucleotide messenger RNA. RefSeq lists its product as uncharacterized. The transcript is spliced from 10 exons. Bases 1 to 3771 code for a protein of 1256 amino acids. Gene Ontology annotation, cellular component: membrane. The record is from RefSeq and is a predicted model, not a curated record. Lineage: Eukaryota; Metazoa; Arthropoda; Insecta; Diptera; Culicidae. Gene Ontology annotation, molecular function: ligand-gated monoatomic ion channel activity.
AUGGAGGUUAAUAGUGUCCUGUCCAAAAGUGGUAGUAAUCUCAGUGUGCAGGAUGCGAUAGACGUAAACGCGCUACUAACUUGUCUUGUACUGACGUAUUUUGCUCACUUUUUUGGAGUUUGUUUCAUACGAGCACAUGAGGAUUAUGAUUUGUACCACGAUGCCCCAGUACCGACCAUUUUGCUCGAGUUGGGUGACGAUUUCGAAGCAUCCCUUAGCGUUGCGAUAGAAACAGGAUGCCAGUCGUUCAUCGUAACCGAAAGGAGCGUGGACGCUUUUCUUGGAACAUUUCUCACGGCACAUGAAGCUACGAUGCAACGUCCAAUGGGCAAACGGCUUUUGAUGGUCCUUCAACCGAAUUCUACACUUUUCUCCGCUGUCUCCGAAAUGCUAGUAAUAGAAGAAAUACCCGAGGUGUUGAUCAUACUGCCAACGCUGUCGGACGAUGGGGCAUUUGGUGGUAGGAUCGAACUUUACACCGUGAAUAUCUCCGAUGGCUAUCCUAUCACUAUCAAGCCACGGCUGAUCGACGUGAUCUUCACGCGGCAAAGGCCUAUCUGUUGCACCUGCCAAGGUAUCGAUCAUUUUCCGGAUCAGUUCUUCAACAUGAACAGUCGACGUCUGCGACUCGGUACCCUCCCUUAUUUGCCAAACGCAUUCGUGGAGGAUGUGCCACUAGGCGAAGGGAACGCUCGGUACAUCCUACCCGAAAGACCGAACGUGUCAGCACAGCUUAGUGGCACGGAGUUGUGGCUCAUAGUGUUGUUUUGUGAAAUCGUCAAUUGUAGGAUCGACGUUAUGAUGGCACAAGAAUGGGGAAACGUGUUGGAUAAUGGUACCAAAACUGGACUUCUCGGAUCGCCGGCAAAGCGAGAAGUUGACAUCAGUAUCUCGGGCAUCUACAGCUGGUACACGUUGUUCCAACAUCUCGCCUUCACCAUCGCACACUCCCGGUCCGGCUGUACGUGCAUUGUGUCGAAGCCGCGCACCGUAACCAACUGGCGCACUCCAUUCAUUUCGUUUACGGGCUCGCUAUGGAGUGCCGUAAUCGCAGCGUUCCUGGUUGGUGCGUUAGCGGUGCUGCUGAUGUCCCGAGGUCGACAGCAGAUACUCGAGUUGAACCAUUACGCACGCCACUCAUUCGGCGACUCGGUACUGAUCAUGAUUGGGUUCUUCAUGGAGCAGAGCGUAAGGAUGCCCAACGAACUGCUGGCAUCGUGCAUUCUCUUCGCCACGCUCAUGUUCGCCGGGUUCAUGAUUGGCAGCAGCUACAACGGUGGUCUUGCGAGCACGUUGAUCGUACCGCAGUUCGAGAAGAGCAUCGAGACCGUGCACGAUUUAGCCGUGACACGCACGACUUGGGUCGGCGUGACCGUCUCUUGGGUGUACUCUAUCGAGCUGGCUUCACAGAUCGACAUCGUCACGUUGUUAGAAACGUUUCAAGAAUGGAACGAAACGCAGAUAAUGCACCACGCUUACGACAAGGAUCUGGCAAUCAUCGUCGAGCGGAUGGAGUAUGGUCACUUUGCACUGCCAAGGAUCGACAUCGAAGCAAUGAAGGGUCGAAAAAUGAUGUCGGAGGACAUCUACUGGGAGUCGGUGGUCGCUAUGUGCACCAAAACGUGGCCAGGGCGGGCCCGCUUCGAUCGGAUGGUACUCGAUUUAAAGGCUAACGGCGUCCUGGCUCAUUGGGAGCUACUCGGAGUGGCCAAAUUCCUGAAUUCUCAGAUGCAGCAAAUCAUUCGCUUUUCGCGCGACAGUACCGGUGAGGACGAAAUUGCGCCGCUGCGUAUGGCCAACGUAACAGGGGCGAUUUUAAUAUUGAUCACCGGAUUAUCGAUCUCGGUGAUCGUGUUCUUGGUGGAACUGUUGUGGGAGAAAUUUGAUUCAAUUGUCUGCAUCGUACGGACGUUCAACGAGGAUGUUCCGUUUGGCGAAUCAUCACUACCUCAUGUCCUGAUCGUACUAGAAACACCCGUCAUGGAGCCAUCAGUCGUCGGUGAAUUCGAAGCAAAUCUUCUCCAAGCCGUGGAAGCCAGUAACUGCGGCGGGUUCGUUGUGACUGCUGUGGCGCUAUUCCCAUUCCUGGACAGCUUUUUCCCGGUACAUCAGAAGGCCACGAUGCGACCGUUCCCGAAACAUCUGGUUGUCGUCCUUACAUCGCUGGAUAGUGCUGUACGCAAUCGGUUAGUUGCACACGAGGCGUUCGAGUCGUUGCUGAAUGUACUGUUCAUUGUCCUGCCCUUGGACGAGGUCGCUGACAAAGGAAAAACGGCGAUUGAGUUCUAUACAACGCAGCUACAUAGCACUCCUAUCAACAAGCCAAACGAAGUCGAACUUGUGCAGAUUGGAGAGCUGACAGCUGAGGGAGAAAGCUCACACCUCAAUGUGAAAGAAGCCAGUUUCAAUUUUUUCCCUGAUAAAAUAAAGGACAUGAAUGGACGUCCGAUACGUGUAGGUACAGUGCAGUACCCACCCUAUACGAGAGCUACGAAAGUGCCGAUCGGACAAGGAAAUGCUCGAGACAUGGACGACGCAACACAUGAGCUGGUGGUGGAUGGGAUGGAGUUUAUGCUGAUGCUAGAGUUUUGUCGACACCAUAAUUGCACCUUUGACCUGAUCGUUGCGACUGACUGGGGCCAACCGACGGACGACGGCAAUUUAACUGGCCUGUUGGCCGGCAUAGUAGACAAAAGAAGCGAUGUUGUAUUAGGAGCCACCUUGCUGUGGCACACCUGGUAUCAGCUGGCGUCGUUUUCAUCGACAACAGGCUUCUCAAUGAUCACGAGUCUCGUACCGAAACCACGAUUGCUCCCAUUUUGGCAGACACCGUUCCUUACCUUCCCGAUGUCGCUGUGGCUCAUGGUGGGUGUUACCUUUGCGAUCGGUACGGUGAGCAUCUUCACGGUUGGUCUGUGCCGGGGACGGAUCGAUCGGGCAGCUCGUGAUGCAACAAUGCUCCACAACGCUAACGAUAACAAGGCUCACCUGCUGUUACUACUGGACGCGCUGUUUCUCAUAUUCGGCCUGUACGUAGAGCAAUCGAUGCCCAUCCGGAACGACCUGCUGGCGCAGACGGUCCUGUUCGCGGCCCUCCUCUUCGGUGGGUUCAUGAUUGGUAACAGCUACGCGGGUUCGCUCGCCAGCAUCAUGACGCUGCCACGGUACGAACGCCCGAUAGACACCGUGGCAGAUUUUGUGGCCAGUGGCAUGAGAUGGACCGGUCGAAGCAUAGCGUGGGUGUACUCCCUUAACGAGGCCACCAACCCGUUGCAGAUUCAAAUGCGUGAUCGGUUUAUACCCGUGUUCGACAAUGAGGAGCGGGCUCAGCUGGCUUUUACCGAUCGUCACAUGGGGUACGCCUUCGAGCGUAUGAUGCACGGUAGCUACUGCUUUGGGACACCGAUCGGUGCCGAGGCGUCGAUGUUGCUGCAGCCGCUCAAGGAGGAUCUCUACUUCGAGCAUACGAGCGUCUAUUACAGUAAGGUUUGGCCACUGCAGGAUACCUACAAUGAGUUUAUCCUGCUGGGACAUCAAAGCGGACUGCUGCAGUACAUGGAGCAUUGGUCUUUAAUGGAAAUCAUGGGUCUUACGGUGCAACGGAACAUUGCCAAUGCGCGCACCCACGAAACCGAUCACGCACCAGUUCAGCUAUCGACGGAACAUUUACUGGGUGCAUUUUUCAUCCUUGCGUUCGGGCACAGCUUAGCAGCCUUCGUUUUGAUUGCGGAAAUAUUCGUUCACUGGCGGAACAGGCAACAAUCGAAUUAG